AUGAUACAAUAGAGCCUAUAAUCAAAGAUGGCGGCCUUAAUUCGAAAUCGAAUUAUUGUGUUGGCAAGACCAUCAACGAUGUCUGUAAAUUGCAUUCGAUAUUGGAGUACUUUACUAACGCUUCAUGCUGGACAAAAAAUGAGAUUGAGCCGAGGCCAGGCACGCGAUGGAAUAGCUUAUGGACCUCUCACUGACCUACCAGACUGGAGUUUUGCAGAUGGGACACCUGCACCAGAAACAAAAAAGAGGCGAAUAAGACGUUUGAAAAGAAUGGAUGUGGCUCAUCAAAUCGUAACAUAUUUGAAUGAGGUGGAGAAAGCGGGUGAAGCAAGGGAUGAAGAUGGAAAUGUUUUGGAUCCGACCAAACUGCCAAAGAAAUAACAAGAGAUGUGUUGAGGAGAGAAUUCUCAAUUCUGUGACACAGACAUAACCAUGCAGCAGCUGCAGUCCCAAAGAAAGAGCAGCCAUUUAGGAAAAACAGCUCGUCCUUCUGUAGUAAAAGUAUUCCUUUUUUUUUUUAAUGCAGAGCAUAUGCUUUCACUCCCAGGAUCUCAUUAGCAAUUCUCCUUACUGUCUG
Messenger RNA from Stylophora pistillata, 577 nucleotides. Its product is annotated as large ribosomal subunit protein mL52. The record is from RefSeq and is a predicted model, not a curated record. Gene Ontology annotation, biological process: mitochondrial translation. Gene Ontology annotation, molecular function: structural constituent of ribosome. Lineage: Eukaryota; Metazoa; Cnidaria; Anthozoa; Scleractinia; Pocilloporidae. Gene Ontology annotation, cellular component: mitochondrial large ribosomal subunit.